GUGGAUCAGCGCUUGUCAAAUGAAAAACUGCUGGAUGGAGUUCCUUGGGCAUGUUGCAGAGCAGCUUCUUUCCAAGUUGAGCCUGUUUGUGGAGAAGUGGUGACCACUUACAGCCCCAGUGCUGUGAAAUGUGAAUGGAAGUAUCCUGCUUCUGAUUCAGCUGUCAUGGCUGAACCUCAGCCUGAAUCCAUGCAGUCUCUGGUACCCCACAACUACUACCCCUGCGAUGUCUCUGAAAGUCAACCAGAUGUGGAAGAAGCAUUGGCCAAGGGGCUAUUGCAAAGUAGCAGCAGCAGCACCAGCCAUCACUUGCCAGUCGACGAACCCGUCAACGACAACAAUAAUGCCUUGGACGAAACCUUCUCGACCGAACCCCACGACGACCCAGGAAUUUCCAAAUUCGAAGUCGAAGAAGAAGAAAAAGAAAAAGAAGAAGAAGAAGAAUUCUCAUCAUCAUCGAAUCGAGAUUUGGGUCCGAGUCCAAUCGAGGAAGUGGAAGAAAAGGUAUCAGAAACGAUUUCCGCAAGAGACAUCCGGGAUCCUUCUUCUUCCCCGCCUGAGGCGAAUCCUGUUGUUGCUGCUGCUGCUGGUGAAGCUGGCAACAGGAAGCCGAUGCCGUCGGAGAACCUCAAAAAAACUUUUCAGAUGUUGCUGGGCAAGCCAAAGUUUGAGAGCAGAGGUACUGUUCCCCUGAAGGUGGCUGUUAAGCGAACCUGGGCCGACAAAUACAAGCAUCUUCUCGAAAAGCCAAAAGUUGUUGAGAUGCCCAAACCUUGUUCUUCAAAGAUUUUGUGCAACGAGAGCAAUCCUCUAAUGAACAGCAAGCUUACACCAACAGCUGAUGACGUUCCAAAGAAGAAGAAGAAGAAAAAGAAGAAGAGGAAAGAGGCUGUGAUCAACCAGGAGGAAACAGUUUCUGAGUCACCAUCAACUGCUGAGGUUGAGAAAACACCUGAGAAGGAGAAAUCUUGUGCAGUGUCUUGGUUGAAAGUAAUUGAAGAUAAAAGCUUAGUUUCAAGAAAGCCAUUCAUCCAGGGAUUGCUCACAAAUGGGAUGAGUGUUCAACAGUUCAUGAAAGCUGAGGUACGUCAGCCAAAGCACUUCGUCUCUCCUCUCCUGGGAUCCAAGUUUUACAAAAAGAACAAUGUUCAAGCCGGAAUCUCGUUUCUCCCCGCCGCGACGAUGGCGUCUGAAGACGAAUUACCUCCGCGGGAAGCAGCCAGGUUCAUUCACCAGAAUUCCACUCUGGUUUCUAUAGAUAAAGCGGAAAUGGAGGCAGCUGCCGCAACAUUGCUCGCAUCGCUUCGUUCCUCGUCUUUUCGAAGCCGGUACGAUCAGACAGAUCUUCAUCCAUCUCCGACAGAUCCCGACACCGUCGACUGGAUCUUUGUUUGUUCAACGUUGAACUUUUGUUUUUGGUAUGACGACGCGGAUGCUUCUCCAUAUCGCGUCGCAUUCCGCGGGAAAACAUAUUCUGGGUACAUGGGUCUAUGUGCCGCAUUACGGAGAGCUGUGGAGGAUGAUAUCAAGAUCACAUCUCCGGAGUUUUAUGCUCAGAUCUCAGAAGACACGUUGAACUCCGUGUUACGCACUGCCGAUGGGAAGCCAGUUCCAUUGCUGAAGGAGCGAUUGGAUGCUUUACGAGAUGCUGGGAAUGUUCUGAAGAACAAGUUUUGUGGUUCUGCGGGAAACAUGGUUUACGAAGCGAAUGGGAGCGCUGAGAACUUGGUGAAGCUUGUGGUUGAGAACUUCACCUCAUACAAGGACUCCUUCAGGUUCCACGGCCAGAAGGUUGGAAUUUACAAGAGAUCUCAAAUUUUCGUGUCGGAUCUCUGGGCGUGUUUCGAUGGACAAGGCCCUGGUAACUUCCAAGACAUCGGGUACCUAACCACCUUCGCGGAUUAUCGUGUUCCGCAGAUUCUUCAUUCGCUAAAGAUACUCAAAUAUGACAAAGUGUUGCGUCAGUUACUGGAGAAAGGUGCGGAAAUAUCCUCGGGUUCGGUGGAAGAGAUUGAAAUUCGCGGGUGCACGAUUCAUGCGGUGGAGAUGCUGAAAGAAGCUGUGAUCGAACUGAUGGUGACUUCGGGAGAUUUGGGUUUGGUGAGUUCAGUUAAUUCCGCGUUGCUGGAUCAUCAUUUGUGGGACCUGAGCCAAAAACCUGGUGGAGAUCUGAAGCUACCGUUUCAUCGCACGAGGAGUUGGUUUUAUUGA
Molecule: messenger RNA, 2211 nt
Organism: Notodromas monacha
Lineage: Eukaryota; Metazoa; Arthropoda; Ostracoda; Podocopida; Cyprididae
Source: the annotation of a GenBank genome assembly